Messenger RNA from Prinia subflava (tawny-flanked prinia), 8305 nucleotides. It is a transcript of the gene PRDM11, whose product is annotated as PR/SET domain 11. Bases 266 to 3820 code for a protein of 1184 amino acids. Gene Ontology annotation, cellular component: nucleus. Gene Ontology annotation, molecular function: RNA polymerase II cis-regulatory region sequence-specific DNA binding; DNA-binding transcription factor activity, RNA polymerase II-specific; protein binding. The record is from RefSeq and is a predicted model, not a curated record. NCBI's taxonomy places the organism in Eukaryota, Metazoa, Chordata, Aves, Passeriformes, Cisticolidae. The transcript is spliced from 8 exons. Gene Ontology annotation, biological process: regulation of transcription by RNA polymerase II.
GCGGGCGGGCGGGCGGCCGGGUGCCGCUCCGCGGGGCGCCGCGGCGGCUGCCGGGCGGCGGCAGGUGGUGGCCGCGGCAGCGCCCGGGGGCAGCCCGGCGGCUCCGCCGGGACGGGCCCCCUCGGCCGGCGGCUCCCCCCGCGCGGUGCCCGCGGGCCGUCCGGGCGGGUUUGGUGCUCCCGAGCCCCCCCGAGCCCCCGGCCGGCCGCGGGCGCUGAUCGCCGGCGGCUCCGCGCGGAACUCGCAGGCUCCGGAGCAGGAGAACAUGAGUGAGAACUUGAAGGACUGUUUGAUCCAGACCCAGGCUUCCUUAGGGGAGAUGGUGACAAUAAAAACAGAGACCUGCUCUCCACACCGGGACCAGGAGUAUGGACAGCCUUGCUCUGGAAGGCCUGACCCACAGUCCAUGGAGAUGGAACCCAAGAAACUGAAAGGGAAACGGGAUGUAAUCAUGACCAAGAGCUUUCAACAAGUGGAUUUCUGGUUCUGUGAGUCCUGCCAGGAGUACUUUGUGGAUGAGUGUCCAAACCAUGGGCCCCCAGUGUUCGUGUCUGACACCCCAGUGCCCAUUGGCAUUCCCGACCGGGCAGCGCUGACCAUCCCGCCUGGAAUGGAGGUGGUUAAAGAGCCCAGCGGGGAGAACGACGUGCGCUGUAUGAACGAGGUGAUCCCCAAAGGUCACAUCUUUGGGCCGUAUGAGGGGCAGAUCUCUAGCCAGGACAGGUCUGCAGGAUUCUUCUCGUGGCUGAUCGUUGAUAAGAACAACCGCUACAAAUCCAUUGAUGGGACAGAUGAAACCAAAGCAAACUGGAUGAGGUACGUCAUCAUCUCCCGGGAGGAGAGGGAGCAGAACCUGAUGGCCUUUCAGCACAGCGAGAGGAUUUACUUCCGUGCCUGCCGUGACAUCCACCCUGGGGAGAAGCUGCGGGUCUGGUACAGUGAGGAUUACAUGAACCGGCUGCAUAGCAUGUCCCAGGAAACCAUCAACAGAAAUUUCACAAGUGGAGACAAAAUGUUACAGAACGAAAAGUCAGAAAAGAAUGUAGAAAAUCAAGAGGAUGCAAGGGCAGCACUCCAGUUCACUACCUUAAAGCAGGGGAAGAGCCCCUACAAGCGCAGCUGUGACGAGGGGGAAUCCCACCCCCAAACAAAGAAAAAAAAAAUUGACCUCAUCUUCAAAGAUGUCCUGGAGGCUUCCUUGGAAUCUGCCAAGUUUGAAGAGAACCAGUUAGCAACAAGUACACCACUUUCCCUCAGAAGAGCAUCUAAAUACCAGGCUGAAGACAUCUUUGAGCAGUGUGGCAGUGCCAUGCAGCACGGCUCCCUGAGCCUCAGCAGAAACCAGAGUGAGAGGGAAUGGAAGGUCUCUCACAGUUCCUCUUUCAUCUCAGCCAAGGAGAUGAGCAUCCUUGAAGAUGAGGAAGACGAGCCCCUGUCACUUAAAGCAGACAGCCCAACUGAGCUGUCACUGGCCUCUGCACAAGGCAACUCCCAUGAAAUACCCACUACAUCCUUCUGCCCCAACUGCAUCCGGCUGAAGAAGAAAAUCCGGGAGCUGCAGGCUGAGUUAGACAUGCUGAGAUCUGGGAAGUUACCCGAGGCACCUGUGUUACCGCCCCAGGUACCCGAGCUCCAAGAGUUCUCAGACCCCACAGCUUCAGAAAGCAUCAUCUCAGUUCCCACCAUCAUGGAGGACGAUGACCAAGAGGUGGAUUCUGCUGAUGAGUCAGUUUCCAAUGACAUGAUUGCUGCUACAGAUGAGCCUUCCAAGAUGUCUUCUGCGACGGGUCGGAGGAUACGGCGGUUCAAGCAAGAGUGGCUUAAAAAGUUUUGGUUUUUGAGGUACUCCCCGACACUGAAUGAGAUGUGGUGCCAUGUCUGUAGGCAGUACACAGUGCAAUCUUCUCGGACUUCAGCCUUCAUCAUUGGCUCUAAGCAGUUCAAGAUACACACAAUAAAGCUUCACAGCCAGAGCAACCUCCACAAGAAGUGCCUGCAGCUUUACAAGCUCAGGAUGCACCCAGAGAAGACAGAAGAGAUGUGCCGAAAUAUGACCCUGCUCUUCAAUACAGCCUACCACCUGGCCCUGGAGGGCAGGCCCUACUACGACUUUCGGCCUCUGGCAGAACUGCUGAGAAAGUGUGAACUCAAGGUGGUGGAUCAGUACAUGAAUGAAGGAGACUGCCAGAUCUUAAUUCACCAUAUCGCCCGGGCUCUCCGAGAGGACCUGGUUGAGCGCAUCCGGCAGUCGCCCUUCCUCAGCAUCAUUCUGGAUGGGCAGAGCGACGACUUGCUUGCAGAUACAGUUGCGGUCUAUGUGCAGUACACGAGCAGCGAUGGGCCUCCAGCAACUGAAUUCCUGUCUCUUCAGGAACUCGGUUUUUCUACAACAGACAGUUACCUCCAAGCAUUAGACCGGGCUUUUUCCAGCCUGGGAAUACGAUUGCAGGAUGAGAAGCCAACUAUUGGCUUGGGAGUUGAUGGUGCUAACAUUACCGCCAGCCUGAGAGCCAACUUGUUUAUGACAAUCAGAAAGACCUUGCCCUGGCUUCUCUGCCUUCCCUUUAUGGUGCAUAGGCCCCACUUGGAAAUUUUGGAUGCCAUUAGUGGGAAGGAGCUACCAUGUCUGGAGGAGCUAGAAAACAAUUUGAAGCAACUGCUCAGUUUCUAUCGUUAUUCUCCCCGACUCAUGUGCGAGUUAAGGGUCACUGCUGCCACUCUGUGUGAGGAGACCGAGUUCCUGGGGGACAUUCGAGCAGUGAAGUGGAUCAUUGGGGAGCAGAACGUGCUCAAUGCUCUCAUCAAGGAUUACCUUGAGGUUGUGGCCCAUCUCAAAGAUGUCAGUGGCCAGACCCAAAGGGCAGAUGCUUCUGCCAUUGCCUUGGCCCUCCUGCAGUUCCUGAUGGACUACCAGUCGAUUAAACUCAUCUACUUCCUGCUGGAUGUGAUUGCUGUUCUUUCACGCCUUGCCUACGUCUUCCAAGGGGAGUACCUUCUUGUGUCGCAGGUGGAUGAUAAAAUAGAGGAGGCCAUCCAGGAGAUCAGCCGGCUAGCAGACUCCCCUGGGGAGUACUUGCAGGAGUUUGAGGAAAACUUCCGUGAAAGCUUUAAUGGCAUUGCUGUGAAAAAUCUACGGGUGGCUGAAGCCAAAUUCCAGUCGAUCAGAGAAAAGAUCUGCCAGAAGACCCAGGUGAUCCUAGCCCAAAGGUUCGAUUCCCGCAGCCGGACAUUUGUUAAGGCCUGUCAGGUAUUUGACCUUGCAGCUUGGCCCAGAAGCACUGAUGAGCUCAUGAGCUAUGGGAAGGAGGAUAUGGUACAAAUAUUUGAACACCUGGAGACAGUCCCAUCAUUUUCCAGAGAGGUUUGCAGAGAGGGGAUGGACACCCGAGGGAGUCUGCUGAUGGAGUGGCGAGAACUCAAGGUGGAUUAUUAUACCAAAAAUGGUUUUAAAGACUUGCUCAGUCACAUUUGUAAAUACAAGCAGAGAUUCCCCCUCCUAAAUAAAAUAGUUCAGAUCCUCAAAGUCCUUCCCACCUCUUCGGCCUGCUGUGAGAAGGGGCGCACCGCCCUGCAGAGAGUGCGCAAGAACAACCGCUCCCGGCUCACGCUGGAGCAGCUCAGUGACCUGUUGACGAUCGCUGUUAACGGGCCGCCCAUUGCCAACUUCGAUUGCAAAAGGGCACUCGAUAGCUGGUUCGAGGAGAAGUCAGGCAAUAGUUACGCGCUCUCCGCCGAAAUGCUGAGCAGGAUGUCCUCUCUUGACCAGAAGCCGAUGUUGCAGAGCGUGGACCAUGGCUCUGAGUUUUACCCUGAUAUUUAGGAAGGAAUGCCUCAGAUCAGAUAAUUUUUUUAAUCUAUACUCUAAACUUUGAUAUAUUAUAUAAAAUAUAUAUAUUAUCUAUAUUAAGGAAAAACCCACACUGAAAAUUUUAAAGUUAAGACGAUGUGCGUCUAAUAGAAGCUAAGCAGAAUUUUAAAGAUUGAGACAAUGUUUAGACAUUUACUGGUGUCUCCAACCAUGGCAGCUGCAAUGUAGGUGGCAACAUUUCAUUCUUUAGAAGCAUGUGCUGGGGCCAUACUCUACAUGUUCAAACCUAACAACCUAUAAGCUAGACAACGGGUCUUUGUCAGCCUAUCCUCCAGCGGUUUCCUUUGUAUGUGUGUUGUCAGUUUUCUGGGGUUUUUUUUUGUUGUUGUUAUGGGUUUGUUUGUUUGUUUGUUUGUUUGUUUUCCCCUCAGUUUCAAUCUCUGCCUCUCUUUCCAUUGUUCAGCCCAGUUAUUGAGCCAUUUGAGCCUUUUGUUGGCAACCAUCAGAUUUCUGAUUUCCGACAGAGCAUCCCGUGUGUUUAUGUUGCCCCCAGCUCCACCCAGUUCUCUUCAGUUGAGUGGAAGGUUUCUUCACUCAAAAGAUUACUGACAGGAGAGAAGGGCUGGGGGCAUGAUUUUGGGGUUUUCUUCUGAUUUAGAAACCAAUGCCUCCACUAAACUGUGAUGCCCCUUUCUCAGUUCUCCCUACAGUUGGGCUGUAGAGUAAUACUUGGCUUUCAGCUCCUUUUAUGAUAACCGUAGUACCAGUCUAUCAUAUGUAUGUUAUAACAUGAUGUCAUGUGCAGACUAUAAAAUAGCAAAAUAGAGAAGGCAGGGGGAAAUUUUUGCAUUUAUAUUUUUAUAUUGUAUGAGAUAAAUAUAUAUAUAUAUAUACAACUAUUCAUUCAAAACCAGGGCUGCUGUGGAAGCUAGACAGCCAAUGAGUCGAGAGCCACCUCUGGGCAGAGAUUCAAAGGCUUAAAAAAAUUAUAUUCUAAUUUACAUUAUUUAUACUAUGUCUCUAUAAUCCUAGAUUGUUGUGGGGUUUUUGUUUUGUUUUGUUUUGUUUUGGUUUGUUUGGAAUGACUGAAAGAAAAACCUGCUGCAGUUUGGUGGCAGGAGCUAUCAAUGCAAGAUUAUCUUGGAUUAUAUUCAUGUGUGAUGUCCUACAAAGGUUCACUUAUUCUCUUGUGACCAAGGUAACAUGUUCCACAGCACAGCAGACUGAUGACAGCAGGAAGAAGGGAUGCUCUGCUUCUUCCUGCAAAAUAUUUCUUCCUUUCUUGAAGGAAUGCAGAGUCCAGCUGAUAUGUGAGUGGGGGACUUGCACCUUCCAUCACAAAGAGAUUGUUUUGUGGGCCUGGGGCUCUUUUUUGUUUUAUUCUUUUAAAGUAAAAAAGCUCCAGGCAUCCACACAAUAUCACUUCAGGUUAGAAAAGAGCAAAAAAAAAAAAAAAACCACAAAAAAAUCCCCAACUAACCAAAAAAAACACCACACAAACAAAAAAGGUGCAAGAACUCCACAGAUGCUAGUGCCUUGCUCUGCUGAUGUGGCAUGGACAGCACCAACCUGACCAGAUCAUCAUAGGAGUGAGACAUGUUGUCCAAAAGGUGUCCAAGCCAACAUGUUCUCACUUCUGAGAGUGAUGAGCUUUGUGCCAAGCUGUGUUGUUUGGAAACAUGAUGGUGGUAUCAGCAACACUGAACCUUUCCUUUCUCCUGUUACCCCCCUGCCCUUGGUCUUGGUGCUAAGAUAUCUCUAGAACCGUUGCUGCUAGUUGAUAGCUUUUCAUUUAUAUAAAUAUAUAUAUAUAUAUAUAUAAUAUUAUUUUAUUUUUUAAACUUUUUUGUUUGUUUUCAAUGGAGAUGUAGCAUGUUUGGAACCGAUCUCUCUCUGAGUCACUUUCACUGCCAGGGUUCACGCACUGUCUUCCCCGGAAAAACACACACUUCUACCUAGGUUUCACUCACCACCUGCUAACCCCUUUGCCUUCAGUAGAACUUCAUAGCCAGCACUGGCAGAGGUGUGCAGCCAAGCCACUAUGGACUGGUUGAGCUUUCAGGUCCCACAGGAACAGCUAGGCUGGUGUUGGUCAGGAUUUUGGAAGUGUUUGCCUCUGUCCCUGUGGGACUGAGGAGGGACUGAGCCCACCCAAAGCACGAGUGGUGGCCUGUCCUUGUAUCCUGACGCUGCCCCUUGGCUGUAAAGCGGGGCCUUUCAGUCAGAUGGUCCGAGCGGAGCAGAGUGGACUUUGUGAAUGUAGCAGUGAGGGCUGGCCAGGCCAGCCAGUGAGGGCUGGUCAGCACCUUCUGUAGCACUUACCCCUCGCCUUACCUCUGACAGCACGUGCAGCUGAGGCUGGCUCGGGCAGGAGAGGGCACCUGCACCAGGGCCACCCCCCUGCUGCCAAACUGCCCCCAGGGGUGCAGGCGCUGGAUGCUCUUCCUAGUGGUCCUCAUAGAAAUGUCACAAGCUAGGUCAGGGCAUCACACAGUUGCAACACAGAGGCAUUAGUGUGACACACCUAGCAAGCAUGAGAAAUGGCUUUGUUUUCAUGUUUUCCUGUAUUUUCUUAUAAAUGAUGUGAUCAAAUUGAUCCAUUCAUCCAGAGGAGUAAAAAUUAAACUGGAAGCCCUCUGCCAGCUUCGGGUGAUUGUUUGCCUGACCAUAAAGUAGCGACCUCUCUACACAAGGUGCUUAUAGCUCUGCAAGUGUGGUGAAUUGGCUCUGCUCAGGGUGCUGCCACAAAGCUCUGGAGCUGCUGCCUUUUUAAAACUGAGUAGAUGUAGAAAGAUAAAAAAGAUAGAAAAACUGCUGCUCCGUUAGUUUCUGACUAGAGAUGGGCAAGGUGAGCGUAGAUCAUAGAAUCCAUAAAACUCCAUAGCUCUUUGUGGGUGGAGAGGAAAAAUCACCUGCCUUUUUGUUUGCAGCAGCAAAAGCUCCUUGGCACAGAGGCCCAUCAAAGUGCCUGGCCCAGAUGGAGGGAAGGAACAUUUGGGGACAGUCUCCAAACACCUUUGGAGAGAGAAAUGCUCUCCCAGGGCUUGUGCUGAGCAGCCCAAGAGGCCUGUUUACAACUCCUGAUCCAAACCUCCUAACUUUUGCCACUGGGGAGGAAAUGGUAAGGCAAGAGUUGCCAGAGGCCUGUUCAGAAAUUAUUCUUCCAAUUUGUCACUCCUCCCCUUUGGUUCACUUGCAAAUCCUGCUUUCAUCAGUGACACUUUUCACCGGCAGCUCUUAUUUGCAGUGGUGCAGUGAAAUGUGCAGCAUGUGGUGAUUUUCUCUGGCAGCCAGCUGACAUAAGCAGAGCACUUGUUCCUUUAGCAAAUAACUUUGCUUGCAAACCAUGAUGCCCUGCCACUGGAUGUUGUGGAUACCUGUGAUGGGAAAGGUCAGAGACCCCUUACAUUAAUGAUGGGGAAUAGACAAGAGCUUGGCAGAGCUGCUGGCCCAGCCCAACCAUCCCAGCUCCUCCAACACAAUUCCCUGUUACCCACACAUCAGAAAAUAAACCUGGCCUUUGUCCUAUGCUUUGCAAGCUUUCCCUCCAGGUUAACCUGCCUAUAUCAGAUCUGUAGCUCUUACUUUCAUUGAUAAUCUGGAUGGAAACAUAACUACCAGCAUAGACAAGAUAGGGAGGAGGGAGGAAUGUUAAUGCAAAGCAGCUCCAGCUUCCCAGGGCUCCCAAGCCUCUCCCAGAAGGAGGUGCAUUUCUGUGCCCUGUUUGUCUGGACCCAGCCUCGUGGCAGUGAGGCCAGGAGGCAGCAGCAGGCAUGGGGAGGGCUUAGCCGGGUGCUGAGGGAGGCCUCCACAGCUCCAAGAUUGCCAUGCAUGAGGUUUAAUCAAUGCUUUCCUGCUGUGCUGAGAGAGCGAGAGGAGUUGUUUUGAACGUGUUGCUCACAGCCUCUUCAACUGGCUAGGCUGCAAAGACAGAGGGUGCAGUUUUUCUUGAAUGAGCUCUUUAUUGUCUCCCUCCCCUGCAUCUUAGCUAUGGCAUCUGACUGUGAAUAAUGCGCACUUCUCCACACCCUCGGGUUUGUAUUUCUAGCCUGUGGGAUUUUUGGUUGCCAAUUUCCCUUCCCCACUUUUUGCUCAGGCUCCUUGCCUCUUUUACCCUGCUGUGAAGCAGAAAUCUGUGAAGCACAUUUAGACAUGUCCUUCUGCAGGGCUCACCCGUGUCCACAGGGUUCUGGGCCCUGCAGCCACGAGACCGACCUCAGCAGGGAUAAUCCUCACAAGAGACCAAAGCUCUUCCCGUACCAGCAGAAGCACGCAGAGGUUACGGGGGCUGUGAAGGGACAGGGUAGGCAGGGUCCCCAUGUGGUGUCUGCCUUGGGUCUUGAGCUAACUGCAGCAAUGUCCCCCGUGCUGGUCACGCUUUUGCUGGUAUGACUGUUCAGGCAUGAUUCAGGAUCGGUCCAUCUCUUCCUCACAGCACAAGCUCAACCAGAUGGCCCACAGGGUCUUUGGAGUCCCCCUCCUUUUUUAUCUCAUGAG